This is a messenger RNA of Marmota flaviventris (yellow-bellied marmot), 4138 nucleotides long. It is a transcript of the gene Arhgap26, whose product is annotated as Rho GTPase activating protein 26. Gene Ontology annotation, molecular function: protein binding; GTPase activator activity. The record is from RefSeq and is a predicted model, not a curated record. Lineage: Eukaryota; Metazoa; Chordata; Mammalia; Rodentia; Sciuridae. Gene Ontology annotation, biological process: signal transduction. Gene Ontology annotation, cellular component: cytoplasm.
AUGGGGCUCCCGGCGCUCGAGUUCAGUGACUGCUGCCUCGACAGCCCGCACUUCCGAGAGACGCUGAAGUCUCACGAAGCAGAGCUGGAUAAGACCAACAAAUUCAUCAAGGAGCUCAUCAAAGACGGGAAGUCACUCAUCAUCGCGCUCAAGAAUUUGUCUUCAGCGAAGCGCAAGUUUGCAGAUUCCUUAAAUGAAUUUAAAUUUCAAUGCAUAGGAGAUGCAGAAACAGAUGAUGAGAUGUGUAUAGCAAGGUCUUUGCAGGAGUUUGCCACUGUCCUCAGGAAUCUUGAAGAUGAACGGAUACGGAUGAUUGAGAAUGCCAGUGAGGUGCUCAUCACUCCCUUGGAGAAGUUUCGAAAGGAGCAAAUCGGGGCUGCCAAGGAAGCCAAAAAGAAGUAUGACAAAGAGACAGAGAAGUAUUGUGGCAUCUUAGAAAAACACUUGAAUUUGUCAUCUAAAAAGAAAGAAUCUCAGCUACAAGAGGCCGACAGCCAAGUGGACCUGGUCCGGCAGCAUUUCUACGAAGUAUCCCUGGAGUAUGUCUUCAAGGUGCAGGAAGUCCAAGAGAGAAAGAUGUUUGAGUUUGUGGAGCCUCUGCUGGCCUUCCUGCAAGGACUCUUCACUUUCUAUCACCAUGGUUAUGAACUGGCCAAGGAUUUUGGUGACUUCAAGACACAGUUGACCAUUAGCAUACAGAAUACAAGAAACCGCUUUGAAGGCACCAGGUCAGAGGUGGAAUCCCUGAUGAAGAAGAUGAAGGAGAACCCCCUAGAGCACAAGACCAUCAGCCCCUACACCAUGGAGGGGUACCUCUAUGUUCAGGAGAAACGUCACUUUGGAACUUCUUGGGUGAAGCACUACUGUACAUAUCAACGAGAUUCCAAACAAAUCACUAUGGUACCAUUUGACCAAAAGUCAGGAGGAAAGGGGGGAGAAGAUGAAUCGGUCACCCUCAAAUCCUGUACACGGAGGAAAACAGACUCUAUUGAGAAGAGAUUUUGUUUUGACGUAGAAGCAGUAGACAGGCCAGGGGUUAUCACCAUGCAGGCUUUGUCAGAAGAGGACCGGAGGCUCUGGAUGGAAGCCAUGGAUGGCCGGGAACCUGUCUACAACUCCAACAAAGACAGUCAGAGCGAAGGGACUGCACAGUUGGACAGCAUUGGCUUCAGCAUAAUCAGGAAAUGCAUCCAUGCUGUGGAAACCAGAGGGAUCAAUGAGCAAGGGCUGUACCGAAUCGUGGGGGUCAACUCCAGAGUGCAGAAGUUGCUGAGCGUUCUUAUGGACCCCAAAACAGCUUCCGAGACAGAAACAGAUAUCUGUGCCGAGUGGGAGAUCAAGACAAUCACUAGUGCUCUGAAGACCUACCUAAGAAUGCUUCCAGGACCACUCAUGAUGUACCAGUUUCAAAGAAGUUUCAUCAAAGCAGCAAAACUGGAGAACCAGGAGACUCGGGUCUCUGAAAUCCACAGCCUUGUUCAUCGGCUCCCAGAGAAAAAUCGGCAGAUGUUACAGCUGCUCAUGAACCACUUGGCAAAUGUUGCUAACAAUCACAAGCAGAAUUUGAUGACAGUGGCAAACCUUGGGGUGGUGUUUGGACCCACCUUGCUACGGCCUCAGGAAGAAACAGUAGCAGCCAUCAUGGAUAUCAAGUUUCAGAACAUUGUCAUCGAGAUCCUGAUAGAGAACCAUGAAAAGAUAUUUAACACCCUACCUGAUGUGCCACUCACCAAUGCCCAGCUGCACCUGUCUCGGAAGAAGAGUGGUGACUCCAAGCCCCCAUCCUGCAGCGAGAGGCCCCUGACACUCUUCCAUGCCAUGCAAUCGACAGAGAAACAGGAACAAAGGAACAGCAUGAUCAACUCCAGUUUGGAAUCUGUCUCAUCAAAUGCAAACAGCGUCCUUAAUUCCAGCAGCAGCCUACAGCCCAACAUGAACUCCAGUGACCCAGACCUGGAUGUGGUCAAGCCCACCCGGCCCAACUCACUCCCCCCGAAUCCAAGCCCAACUUCACCCCUCUCGCCAUCUUGGCCCAUGUUCUCGGCGCCAUCCAGCCCUAUGCCCACCUCAUCCACGUCCAGCGACUCAUCCCCCGUCAGGUCUGUUGCAGGGUUUGUUUGGUUUUCUGUUGCUGCCGUUGUUCUCUCAUUGGCUUGGUCCUCUCUUCAUGCAGUGUUCAGCCUCCUCGUCAACUUUGUUCCCUGCCAUCCAAACCUGCACUUGCUUUUUGACAGGCCAGAAGAAGCGGUCCAUGAAGACUCCAGCACACCGUUCCGGAAGGCAAAGGCCUUGUAUGCCUGCAAAGCUGAACACGACUCGGAGCUCUCAUUCAUAGCAGGCACGGUCUUUGAUAAUGUCCAUCCAUCUCAGGAGCCUGGCUGGUUGGAGGGGACUCUGAAUGGAAAGACUGGCCUCAUCCCUGAGAACUACGUGGAAUUUCUCUAACCAUGGGCCCCAGCAGAACUGCUGAGCUUUACAUGGUAUCCAUGACAACCGCUGAUUCCAGUGUUGUAGGCCAGUUCUCAUUUUGCCACUGAGAAAAGCAGGAAGACUAACUCCAGUGCUACCUGUCGACAUGAAUGUUUCUGGGAACUCUUGUCACCCAUCUCCACAAUCAUCUCAGCUAACGAGAGGCAAUACUGGAAGAAACAGAAGGCAAUCAACAGAGGAGGCCAUUUGAUUUUGAUAAGAGAAAGGCUUGCAAAGCUAUUUUUUCAUGAGUGCCCUAAACAGGGAGCACUGAUUUUGUUUCAACAGUCAUUCAAACCCCCAACCUUUAAAGGAGGAAGUAAGAUAUAUACAAUCCCCAAGGGCACACAGCAUAGCUAAGUUUGACAGAGAAAAAAAAAAAUACUGGCACCAAGGUCCAGGCUGGGUCCCUUGCUUUUGUUUACAACAGUUGCUCUUUCUGUCCUGCCUCUAAUUCUGAAAACCCACAGUGCUGCAGACAGCUGGGUCUGUCUGUUUGCAUGCAGGAUGGAGAGGGGUGACAGCUCUGUUUAUAUAACAUCCAAUCUCUCACCAUCUCCAAAGCAGCCCUUGGCCCAUCAUCAGCAAAAUUCAGUCCAUUCCUCUUAUGCAAAGGAGCAUGCACACUCCCUCCUGAGCUGGAAACUUCUCUGCCAUUGAGGGCUGCCAUCACCUAGUAACCAUGGCAACCCAACCUACUCUAAAACCAAACCAAAUAAAUAAAUAAAUAACACACACCUCUUUGCAUGACACAAUCCCCCUUCCCCAUUUUGGGUUUUUGAAUGGUCUUCCAAUCACCUGGAGCAGAGGAUCAAGGAAUUAGGGUCAUCUACUUGGGGAAGACAGGAUAGCAGCUAGGAACUGUUGCCUCUCUAAUGAAUUUCAGAGGUAUCAGGAUAUAUUUGGAGAAAACUCCUCUAGCAAUGUCUUGAGAUUAUAAAUAGGCUUAAUAUUUCUGUUCUUCAUAGAACUGGUAUUUGCUUUCUAGAGGGUAAGAUGCCUCCUUUCCAGUGGGUGACCAUCUGACUGGUUCAGUUGUGUCCCCCCAUUCACUUGGUCCCUCUUAGUCACUAGUCCCUGCCCUUGGGGAUUCCCACCUCUGGCUCUGUUGCAGUGUUUUGGGCUGCUGAGCACUGGUGCCCUGUGGUUUUCAGGGAUGCUUCCCAGGCUGACUCUAUGGUCUAUAGGAUAAAAGGACAUCUACUACAUUCACUGCCACCCAGAAAAAGGGAAUCAUUUCUCAAGCUUUCAAGGAAUGAGAUAAAUAUCAUAGGCCAUUGGAAUUCAGGAAGACACCAGAGUUGGGGGCAUGGAUGAUGGAAUGGAUACCUUCUAAGAAAGGGAAUUUCCUACUCAAAGGGCUGGGUCUUGUGGAAGAUUGUCUUGGAUGGGGAAGUUCCACCUGGACAUUUCAAAUUCACUUGACCUCCAAAGAACAGAGUCACCAUAUCUUCCAUGUGUGAAUCUUCUUAUAAGAAGGACAACAAUAAACUGUCAAUCUCCCCAGGAGUCCCUUGGAAGGCAGCAUUGCUCCAGAGUGUCCUGUUUCUGGAAUUCCGUUAGGGACCUCUAAUGAAGAAAAGAAAAACUUGAAUUGUGUUGAAUUACUGUAUCUUUUUCUUUCUUUUUUUUAAAGAUAAACUUGUAAAUAGAGUGAUUUGAAACACUA